Notechis scutatus (mainland tiger snake) is the source of this 1257-nucleotide messenger RNA. RefSeq names its product spermatogenesis associated 22 (gene SPATA22). NCBI's taxonomy places the organism in Eukaryota, Metazoa, Chordata, Lepidosauria, Squamata, Elapidae. Gene Ontology annotation, biological process: regulation of meiotic cell cycle; gamete generation; homologous chromosome pairing at meiosis. The record is from RefSeq and is a predicted model, not a curated record.
UUAUCUAGAAAUAAAAACAUGAAGAGGAAUUUCAGUGACGGUUCUUUGAUGCGUAGUACAGCAGGCUGUCUUCCAAUCCCACUCUUCAAUCAGAAAAAAAGGACCAAACAACCACUCACGUCAAAUCCACUUAAACAUGAGCCAAGCAGUAACAAUUCAGCUGAUCAUUUCAAUUUCUCAGCCUUGCUUGCAGAUUUCGGAUGGGAAACUGAGAAGCCAGAAUCGAUCCAACUGCAGAAAACAGUAGGCACCAACCCAACCGAGCUUGCUACUUUGUCCAGGCAACAACACACAUCAAAGCCGACAAUGCCUCAAGCAGGAAGCAACUCGAAGAACCGGAGGCAGGAAGAAAGUACUAAUGUUUGGAAAAGAAAUGACUUCCCAGCUUUCGGCCGCAGAACGGAGGACAAAAAGCUUUCACAACUGGAUGACCAUCCCAGUCCUUGGAUGAAGCCAGGGGCCAUGUACCAGAAAUCAGCUGGCCUGCCCCAGGCAUCGCAGAGAAGCAGAAGAGAAGAGGCAGAAGACUGGGAUCCAGCUGCUUCCCAGUGGCCUGCAGUUCCAACAGCCAGGCUGAGAAAUCUGCAGACUCAGGAUCCCUGCUACACAUUUAAACCCAGCCCUGGCCCACAAAACACCCGCAAGGAAAAAGCUGACCCUGCGCAAAGCAACAAAACCAUUCAGAAAAGGCCAGCAGGCCACUCGAAAGUGAAGGAAAAAGAGAAUUCUCUCCGAAUUUUAUCUGCUGUCAUCGAAAGCAUGAAGCACUGGAGUCAGUAUUCUAAUAAAACUCCCCUGUUGUUUGAGGUACUGGGUGUUCUGGAUUCUGCUGUAACCCCUGGACAAUUUGGGUCAAAAACUUUCCUUUUGAGAGAUGGAAAAGAAACCGUGACAUGCGUAUUUUACGAGAUUGAUCGCGAGCUGCCAAGAUUAAUCAGAGGCCGCGUCCACAGAUGCAUGGGGAAAUACGAUGUAAAACACAAAGUGUUCAAGUGUGUAUCCGUGAGGCCAGCGACAUCUGCUGAACAGCAAACUUUCCAGGGUUUUGUUAAGGCCGCUGAUGUGGAGAUGUGCCAAUUUCUGAAAACAUGCAACGAAAUGUAAACAUCUUGGAUGCAGCUCAGAAAUCUUUGAAGAAACAGGUCACAUUUUCGGUGUGUGUGUGUCUCUUCCACUGGAUGUUGUAACACAAAAGUCGUGCUAGAAAUCCUAUUUAUUUGUCGUUGCUCACGUGAAAGCAUUGUCAGCAAUGUCAAU